CUUCCCACAAUUGUCCUUCCGGGUGCAAAUUGAUUCCGCUGUUGCUGUCGUUUCCUGCUCGUCUGGCCAGUUGCCGCGCGACGUCAGCCCAAAGUUUUGGACGCAGCAACGACAACGCCGCCGAACAUCUCGACAUGGCCCCGAAAUGGACUGUCGGCCGAGGCCGCAGCGGGGCGACGACGACGCGGUGGCUGCUUGUGCUGGUGUGCGUGUGUGUGUGCGCGUGCGGGUGCGUGUGCCGAGCAUCUUCACAGACUCAGCAUCAGCAUCAGGAGGAGGAGGAGGAGGACAGCGCCAAUGAGAACAUCGUCACGGAGAAGAAGGCCGAGGAGAGCCACCGGCAGGACAGUGCGGACCUGCUAAUCUUCAUCAUGCUCCUCACCCUCACCAUCCUCACCAUCUGGUUGUUCAAACACCGCCGCUUCCGCUUCCUGCACGAAACUGGACUGGCGAUGAUCUAUGGUUUACUGAUGGGCGUGGUCUUGCGCUACGGCAUCCACGUCCCGCGGGACAUCAGCAACGCGACACUGAGCUGCCACCUCAACGCCACCCCCGCCACGCUGCUCAUCAACUCCAAGGGGAAGUUCUACGAGUACACGCUGAAGGGCGAGAUCGGCGCCAACGAGGUCAACGACGUGCAGGACAAUGAGAUGCUGCGCAAGGUGACCUUCGACCCUGAAGUGUUCUUUAACAUCCUGCUCCCGCCCAUCAUCUUCCACGCUGGCUACAGCUUAAAGAGGAGACACUUUUUUCGCAACAUGGGCUCCAUCCUGGCGUACGCCUUCUUGGGGACGGUCAUUUCCUGUUUUGUCAUCGGUUUAUUAAUGUACGGCUGCGUGAUGCUGAUGAAGAAGAUGGGACAACUCGGCGGGGACUUCUUCUUCACCGACUGUCUGUUCUUCGGCGCCAUCGUCUCCGCCACAGACCCUGUGACGGUGCUGGCCAUCUUCAACGAGCUGCAGGUGGACGUGGACUUGUACGCGCUAUUGUUUGGCGAGAGCGUGCUCAACGACGCCGUGGCUCUGGUUCUCUCCUCGUCCAUCGUGGCGUACCAGCCAGAAGGCGACAACAGCCACACUUUCGAGGUCAUGGCCUUGCUCAAGUCCUUUGGGAUGUUCCUCGGCAUCUUCAGCGGCUCCUUCGCUCUGGGCGUGGCCACCGGAGUCGUCACGGCGCUCGUCACAAAGUUCACCAAGCUAAGAGAUUUCCAGCUGCUGGAGACGGCCUUGUUCUUCCUCAUGUCAUGGAGCACCUUCCUUUUGGCUGAGGCUUGUGGCUUCACAGGCGUGGUCGCAGUGUUGUUCUGCGGGAUCACCCAGGCCCACUACACCUUCAACAAUCUGUCGCCCGAGUCCCAGGACAGGACCAAACAGCUGUUUGAGUUGCUGAACUUCCUGGCGGAGAACUUCAUUUUCUCCUACAUGGGUCUGACCCUGUUCACCUUCCAGAGCCACGUCUUCAACCCCAUGUUCAUCGUCGGGGCUUUUGUGGCAGUGUUCCUGGGCAGGGCGGCCAACAUCUACCCCCUCUCCUUCCUCCUCAAUCUGGGCCGACGCAACAAGAUCAGAUCCAACUUCCAGCACAUGAUGAUGUUUGCAGGACUGCGGGGCGCCAUGACCUUUGCCCUGUCAAUCCGGGACACGGCGACGUACGCCAGGCAGAUGAUGUUUUCCACCACGCUGCUGGUGGUCUUCUUCACCGUCUGGUUCUGUGGCGGCGGCACCACCCAGAUGUUGUCGUGCCAGCGCAUACGAGUUGGAGUGGACUCGGAUCAAGACAACUCUGUGAGCAUCGGCGAAGGUUCCGAGCGAAGAACCACCAAACAUGAAAGUGCCUGGCUUUUCCGACUCUGGUACAACUUUGACCACAACUACCUGAAGCCCAUCCUGACCCACAGCGGCCCCCCCCUCACCGCCACGCUGCCCCCCUGCUGUGCCCCCCUGGCCCGCCUCCUCACCAGCCCGCAGGCCUUGGAGAACGAGUGUCAGAUCAAAGACGACGACGACGACUCCGACCUCAUCCUGACGGACGGCGACAUCAACCUGAACUACGGCGACGUCGCCGUCAGCACGGACGCCACGGGGGCGUGCAGCCAGGACGACCCCGACCGGGAGCUGGCGUGCGGCGACCAGGAGCUGGUGAUGAGGGGCACACGCCUGGUGCUGCCCAUGGACGACUCGGAGCCGCCCUUCACAGACCCCCGCUUCUGAAGGCCCCCCCCCCCCCCCUCACCCCCGCACGCCACUUCCUUCUUCGUGCUUCUUCACUUCCGUCCUUCAGCGCGUCUACCUCAUCACGCCGCCAUCUUCCCUCCACCGUAACACGUCGAUGUCCCCUGACAGCGUGUGUCGUCAUGGUAACCGCCACAGUGCCAACUCUCAUGUCCAUGUCGGAAGUAAGAAGGAGGAACGAGGGCCACCAGGUAGCUAGCCUUCUCUUCCAUGCUUUCAGACCUCCACCAAGGCUGAACAAAUGUAGAUUAUUACAAAAAAAUACAUUUUCACAUCAAUCCUAUUUGUGACCAUUCUUCAUCCAUUCCAAAACAUUCACAAUGGAUUAAAUGAUGUUGUUCCCGCUAAAGAUCAAUCCUGGAGUAGAUGUAGAGCAGGGGUCAUCAACGCCAGGUCGCCCGCUGGCCUGUUCUAAAAAUAGCUCAAAUAGCAGCACUUACCAGUGAGCUGCCUCUAUUUUUUUAAAUUGUAUUUAUUUACUAGCAAGCUGGUCUCGCUUUGCUUGACAUUUUUAAUUCUGAGAGAGACAAAACUCAAAUAGAAAUUGAAAAUCCAAGAAAAUAUUUUAAAGACUUGGUCUUCACUUGUUGAAAUAAAUUCAUUUAUUUUUUUACUUUGCUUCUUAUAACUUUCAGAAAGACAAUUUUAGAGAAAAAACACAACCUUAUAAAUGAUUUUAGGAUUUUUAAACACAUAUACCUUUUUACCUUUUAAAUUCCUUCCUCUUCUUUCCUGGCAAUUUAAAUCAAGUUAUUUAUUUUCUUUAUUGUAAAGAAUAAUAAAUACAUUUUAAUUUUAUUCUUCAUUUUAGCGUCUGUUUUUUCGACAAAGAAAUAUUUGUGAAAUAUUUCUUCAAACUUAAAAUUAUUCAGGCAAAUCUAGAAAAUCUGUAAAAUCAAAUUUAAAUCUUAUUUCAAAGCCUUUUGAAUUUCUUUUAACAUUUUUGUUCUGGAAAAUCUAGAAGAAAUAAUGAUUUGUCUUUGUUAGAAAUAUAGCUUGGUCCAAUUUGUUAUAUAUUCUAACAAAGUGCAGAUUGGAUUUUAACCUAUUUAAAACAUGUCAUCAAAAUUCUAAAAUUAAUCAGGAAAAAUGACUAAUGAUGUUCCAUAAAAAAUGUUUUCAAAAAGAUUUAAAUUAGCUAGUUUUUCUCAUCUUUUUUUUUUGGGUUGAAUUUUCAAUUUUAAAGAGUCGAAAUUGAAGAUAAACUAUGUUUCCAAAUUUAAUUAUCAUUUUUUUUUCCUGUUUUCUCCUCUUUUAAACCAUUCAAUUAAGUGUUUUUUUCAUCAUUUAUUCUCGACAAAAAAACCUUCUGUAGAAGGAAAAAAAAAAAUGUACGACAGAAUGACAGACAGAAUUCCAUCCAUCCAUCCAUCCAUCCAUCAUCUUCCGCUUAUCCGAGGUUGGGUCGCGGGGGCAACAGCCUAAGCAGGGAAACCCAGACUUCCCUCUCCCCAGCCACUUCGUCUAGCUCUUCCCGGGGGAUCCCGAGGCGUUCCCAGGCCAGCCGGGAGACAUAGUCUUCCCAACGUGUCCUGGGUCUUCCCCGUGGCCUCCUACCGGUUGGACGUGCCCUAAACACCUCCCUAGGGAGGCGUUCGGGUGGCAUCCUGACCAGAUGCCCGAACCACCUCAUCUGGCUCCUCUCGAUGUGGAGGAGCAGCGGCUUUACUUUGAGUUCCUCCCGGAUGGCAGAGCUUCUCAGCCUAUCUCUAAGGGAGAGCCCCAAACUCAUUUCGGCCGCUUGUACCCGUGAUCUUAUCCUUUCGGUCAUGACCCAAAGCUCAUGACCAUAGGUGAGGAUGGGAACGUAGAUCGACCGGUAAAUUGAGAGCUUUGCCUUCCGGCUCAGCUCCUUCUUCACCACAACGGAUCGGUAGAACGUACGCAUUACUGAAGACGCCGCACCGAUCCGCCUGUCGAUCUCACCAUCCACUCUUCCCUCACCCGUGAACAAGACUCCUAGGUACUUGAACUCCUCCACUUGGGGCAGGGUCUCCUGGCAUUCCACCCUUUUCCGGGCGAGAACCCGGAAAAAAAAAAAAAAAAAACAGACAGAAA
This is a messenger RNA of Nerophis ophidion (straightnose pipefish), 4289 nucleotides long. It is a transcript of the gene slc9a6a, whose product is annotated as solute carrier family 9 member A6a. The transcript is spliced from 16 exons. Gene Ontology annotation, molecular function: sodium:proton antiporter activity. Gene Ontology annotation, biological process: sodium ion transport; proton transmembrane transport; regulation of pH. NCBI's taxonomy places the organism in Eukaryota, Metazoa, Chordata, Actinopteri, Syngnathiformes, Syngnathidae. Bases 135 to 2210 code for a protein of 691 amino acids. The record is from RefSeq and is a predicted model, not a curated record. Gene Ontology annotation, cellular component: membrane; recycling endosome.